This is a messenger RNA of Zophobas morio, 1214 nucleotides long. It is a transcript of the gene Oscillin, whose product is annotated as glucosamine-6-phosphate isomerase. The transcript has 6 exons. Gene Ontology annotation, molecular function: glucosamine-6-phosphate deaminase activity; identical protein binding. Gene Ontology annotation, biological process: N-acetylglucosamine catabolic process; D-glucosamine catabolic process; N-acetylneuraminate catabolic process. NCBI's taxonomy places the organism in Eukaryota, Metazoa, Arthropoda, Insecta, Coleoptera, Tenebrionidae. Gene Ontology annotation, cellular component: cytoplasm. The record is from RefSeq and is a predicted model, not a curated record. Bases 183 to 1022 code for a protein of 279 amino acids.
UACACUCGAACUUGAUAAUAGAUAAAAUGAACAAAUAACAUGAAUUGAAUUUGUAGUGUUUCGAAAUAACUAUGUAAAAAACACUAAAAGUGGUUUUAACAAUUUAACAGUCAUUAAACCGAUAAGAACUAUCAGCCGGGCACUUGCCACAUUCUUGAUAAAGUCACACUCCAGACCACACCAUGCGUUUGAUAAUUCUGGAUACCGUUGAUUCUGUAUCAGAAUGGGCCGCCAAGUACGUGAUGAAAAGAAUAAACGACUUCAACCCUGGACCUGACCGCUACUUUGUCCUGGGACUUCCAACAGGAGGUACCCCAUUUGGUAUGUACCAAAAACUGAUUGAUUAUUACAAAGCCGGGAAAGUUUCAUUCAAAUACGUAAAGACGUUCAAUAUGGAUGAGUAUGUGAACCUUCCAAGGGAUCAUCCGGAAAGUUACCACUACUACAUGUGGAACAACUUCUUCAAACACAUAGACAUCCAGCCCCAAAACGCGCACAUUCUGGACGGUAAUGCCCCAGAUCUGGUGGAGGAGUGUACCACCUAUGAGAAAAAAAUUAGCGAAGCUGGGGGAAUAGAGUUGUUCAUUGGAGGUAUAGGCCCCGAUGGGCACAUAGCUUUCAAUGAACCCGGCUCUUCCUUGGUAUCACGUACUAGAGUUAAAACUCUAGCACAAGAUACCCUGGAAGCCAACGCUCGCUUUUUUAAUAACGACAUCAAUAAGGUUCCUAAGCAGGCUUUGACUGUAGGAGUGGGGACAGUCAUGGACGCUAAGGAGGUGAUGAUUUUAAUUACUGGUACCCACAAAUCCUUUGCUUUGUACAAAGCAAUAGAGGAAGGGGUCAACCACAUGUGGACUGUGUCAGCCUUCCAACAACACCCUCACACUCUGAUGAUUUGCGACGAGGAUGCCACUUUGGAAUUACGGGUUAAGACUGUGAAAUAUUUCAAAGCACUGAGCAUUGUCCAUGAUAAACUCAUUGGAGAAGAUAUCUCUCUUGAAAGAAUGAGGACCAUUCAUUAAUUUUUAUUCUUUUAUUUUUAAGAGCUUAUCGGCGGUUCAUAAUCAACUGGUUGAGGGGUGAUAGCGGUAAUAUGAAAGGCUUUUUUAUAACUAUCCUUUAUUUUUAUACAGUAAAAGUAAUUGCUUUUUUGGUGAUUACGUUGUUGCAGUCUAUUCUGUGGUAAUUUUUAAUAAAUGAUGUUAUGAAUUGUU